Molecule: messenger RNA, 1071 nt
Organism: Filobasidium floriforme
Lineage: Eukaryota; Fungi; Basidiomycota; Tremellomycetes; Filobasidiales; Filobasidiaceae
Exons: 2
Coding region: 93-908 (271 amino acids)
Biological process (GO): fatty acid biosynthetic process
Molecular function (GO): magnesium ion binding; holo-[acyl-carrier-protein] synthase activity
Source: RefSeq, a predicted model, not a curated record
CCUAUACCUCUGCAUCACUGCAUGUGAGGUAAUUUCAUAACGGCACUUCCACCUCACCUCACCUCAACGCACACACACAUCCUCGCUACAACAUGAUCGUCGGUAUCGGGACAGACCUCCUCCACAUCCCCCGCAUCAAAGCUCUCAUCGCAAAACGAGGCGCACCCACGCUCGCACGCCGCAUCCUCUCCCCUCGAGAGCUGACCGAGUUCAAAGCUCUCAUCCGUGGGAAACUAGACAAGGCUGAAGCCCAGCAGGCCGAGAAGAACGGGAACAAGGAAAACGUGGAGAGGACGAGUUUCAGGACGGUGUUGAAGGGCCUGAAUAGGAAUAUCGAGAAUGACGCGGUGACCAGGUUUCUGGCCAGUCGUUGGGCAGCAAAGGAAGCGGCCUACAAAGCCCUCUAUCCGCUCUACGUCACCCCAUCAUCACCAUCAUCAUCACAACCUUCAUCUGCCUCUUCAGCAUCACCAUCCUCAUCUUCCUACACUUCCAACUCUUCUCUCAAACCAUUCGACGUCCUCCCCACCCGGACCCCUUCAUCACCAUCUACAACCUCCUCAUCAUCGGCCUCAAGAACCCCAACCCCAGGGACUUCCGACCCCUCCACCCCCCUCACUCCGAACCUCAACUGGAAAUCCGUCGACCUCCACUACAUAAACUCCAAACCCCACUUGCGGUACACGUACGGUUAUGGACAGCGUAACGACCUCGAGCGUGAUAGCCACGAGAGGAAGAUCCGGAUGCCGAGGUUGUUCGUAAGCUUGAGCCAUGAUGGGGAUUAUGUCAGUGCGGUCGUCAUCGCCGAGGAGGAAGGUGGGGGGAGUGGGAGCGGCGGGAGUGGAAAGAGCGGGAGCGGGAGUGGGAAGGCGGAGAAGGGUGGGGUCGUCGUCACGGAGUACCGAUAGAGUUCGUCGCAAGGGUGAGAUCGCAUAUUGCAGGGCUGAUGCGGUGUGAGGCAGCACGAGAUAGAUUUCGGGGAACGCGUGUUGUUGUGGGUGUUAGAUACAUUCUGUUUUACGACGAUGGACAUUCAGUAUUAUAUGUAUAAAUCGCGCAUCGCGCGGUACU